Hevea brasiliensis (rubber tree) is the source of this 546-nucleotide messenger RNA. Its product is annotated as 60S ribosomal protein L29-1. The record is from RefSeq and is a predicted model, not a curated record. Gene Ontology annotation, molecular function: structural constituent of ribosome. NCBI's taxonomy places the organism in Eukaryota, Viridiplantae, Streptophyta, Magnoliopsida, Malpighiales, Euphorbiaceae. Gene Ontology annotation, biological process: cytoplasmic translation. Bases 151 to 336 code for a protein of 61 amino acids. The transcript is spliced from 3 exons. Gene Ontology annotation, cellular component: ribosome; cytosolic large ribosomal subunit.
GCAGCCCAAGCUCGUAAAACCAGCCCAAGGGUAUUUUAGUCACUAAAAACCUAUAUAAAGUGACAAUAAUUAGGGUUUCUAUCGUAUCUGCCCGGACCAUCUUUAACAUCUUGCGACAGAGCUGCAUCCUCUUCCUCCUUGCUCUCAGAGAUGGCCAAGUCAAAGAAUCACACUGCUCACAACCAGUCUUACAAGGCCCAUAAGAAUGGGAUCAAGAAGCCUAAGAGGCACCGUCACACCUCCACCAAAGGGAUGGAUCCCAAGUUUUUGAGGAACCAGAGGUAUGCCAGGAAGCAUAACAAGAAGAGCGGUGAGACAGCUUCCGAGGAAGAGUAAAGGGGCUCUUUGUUUCCUAUUUCCAUGUUAGGGUUUAUUUAAUAGAGUAGUAUUUUACUGGGCUUUGCUUUAAUGGCUAUGCUGUUAAUGUCAUUUUCAUUUUUGGGUUAAUUGUUGCUGGAACUUGUUUAAGAUUGUUAAGUCUUAUGGGUCUAUCCUUGUUCUUGGUUUCUUUUUAAUGAAAUGCUUUAUCUUUUUUUGUUCUUUUUU